Messenger RNA from Bactrocera tryoni, 3962 nucleotides. Its product is annotated as serine-rich adhesin for platelets. Gene Ontology annotation, cellular component: protein phosphatase type 2A complex. Lineage: Eukaryota; Metazoa; Arthropoda; Insecta; Diptera; Tephritidae. Gene Ontology annotation, molecular function: protein phosphatase regulator activity; calcium ion binding. The record is from RefSeq and is a predicted model, not a curated record. Gene Ontology annotation, biological process: protein dephosphorylation. Bases 1 to 3408 code for a protein of 1135 amino acids. The transcript is spliced from 8 exons.
AUGCAAGCAGCGCCUCCGAACGCCGCCACAAAACCUAAAACCGCCUCCAUAACGACCACAACCAAACCGACCAUAAUAACGCAUCCAGUGAAAACGAAACCCUACAUAGAUUCCCAACUAUAUCAGUCUACAUUGCAGCAGCAGCAACAACAAACAGUUGGUAGUCAGAUUGGUAGCGGCAAAACGAGCGUCGUGCUCUCCGACGAUCCCACACGAGAGAUCGAGGAGAUCUCAAAAAAAAUAUCUGAGCACGCCGAUGCGUUAUACCACACGUGGAAGAGUCGGGGACUAGCACCGACUGAAUUGUUGGGUUUCUAUACGCAUGCAGCGGCUGCAGCUGCAACAAGCGACAGUGCAAGUGACGCGGGCGAUCUUUUUGCGGUCGAUGACGAGCAAACAGCGGAGGGGCUGCAGAAGUUGGUCAAAACAUUUGUGUUAAAGGAUAAGGAACAACGCGCGGGCAAGGCGAACACGAAUCCCAGUAGCGCGGUUGGCAGAUUAGGUAGCGGUGUUGUGAGUGCCGGUGUUAUUGGUAUAGGGGGUGUUGGUGGACUAGUUGGCGCUGGUAGCGCCAACGCAAUACAAGAGUCGAACGUCGAUGUCAAUAUGGUGGGUAAAUUGAAACCGGCAACGGCGUCUACAACAAAAAAGGGCGUCACGUCGCCGAAGUCACCCACAACCACAUCGGCUAUACUGAUGAAAAGCGCCGAUGCACCCGGCGCUGAUGUAGUGGAUACGCUAAAGAAGAAGACUACAAAAUCCAAUGGUAAAACGGUCGGCGCCACGUCUUCCAGUGCGGUGUCGUCGUCGGUAACUAAUAAGUCGGCGCUUGCACAGAAACAUGAGAAGCAACAACACACAACUAGCAGCGGCAAUGGCGCAGCAACGUCAACUAAGUCGCGAGGCACAAGCUCUGCCUCAAAUCCUACAGCUAACACUACCACUAUUGGGCGCAGUAAGCCGCAUGUUUCGAAUUCCGCACCACUGGAUAUUAACUUAACCGUGGACUUAAAUCUAGAUCUGUCGGACCUUUCAGAGUUGCAGACGCAUAAUUUGCGCAAAAUCAAAGAACUUCUGCAGGAAAAUGCACCUACAACAACAACAACACAAACAGCGAAAGCAGCAACAAACAGCGGAACGAAGCAGUCGAGGAAGACAGCUAAUGCAACAGCAACGACAGACGCCGACGCCGGCGCGGCGCGGCAUAGCGCUAAUCAUCAUUCACGCCGCGGAGAGCUGACGCCCAAAAGCAACAAUGUCGAUAGUGGCGGUGGUGGCAGGGGUGAUGUGAUUGCUGUCAACAAUGGCGGCGGAGGAAGUGUCAAUAAAGCGGCUAUCACAAUUGUUGGCAACGGUGGCGUUGCUGAUAUUGCUGCUGUUGUUGUUGCAGAAAGUGUCAAUGUUGAUAAAAAUAGCGGCACCAGCGGCGCGGGUGCGAGCAGCAGUGGCGACAAAGGUGGUGGCGCGGCCAUUACAACAGCCACGAACGGCAAGCGGAGCACGGCGGCGGCUGCGAAAGUGAACAAUUCGAAAUCAACGCCAGCCGAUAAUCAAUCGAAUCAUAGUGCCAUUAGCGUCAGUGGCCACAAGCAAUCGAGCAAAGAAAGCGGCGAAAAAAGUACCACCACAACGACGAGCGCGACACCGAGCACGCGGAUUGCAACUGUCAGUGGCAGUAGUGGCAACAAAUCAAUCAAAGCGCCUACCAUUAAGGAGGAUAAUAAGAACGACAGCAACAACAAUACCAAUACACAUACUACUAAUCACUUGAGUAGUGGCGCUAGUCAACAUCGUAGUGGCAGCAAGUCGAGCGCAAAAAAGGAUAUAAGAACUGCUAACAGCAACGGUACAGGAGCAGCAACGGCAGGCUCUACAAUUGGUGGCGCUACGGAUGAGAACGGUAUGGCAGCUAUGCCUGCAGCAGCAAGUGGCGCGUCAACAACAACACCUUCAAAAUUUGCCAAAUCUGGACGUACGCUGACCAAUGGACAGGAUAAAUAUGUUGGUCGACCGAUACUAACGCGCGGCUCGGUUGCAGAGCGUGUGCUUAUGUUCGAGAAGUGUCCGGAUGUGCGGAACUCGUUUUUGAAUAUCAAAAGACCCGAUCCAGCGGAUGCGCCACCAAAAAGUCUGCUCAAGGUUAAAUUGCAUUCAACGCCGCCACCGCCGCCCGAACACAAUUCAAUACAACGUGAAAUUCGGAACACCAAAUCAGCUUACAUACCCAGAUUUUACUUCCCACAUGGCAAGCCACAGCCACAAAUCGCAUUGGAACGCACUUUGCGCGGCAUUUUGGCCGCGUUCGACUCAUUUCCGAACAAUCAGGUGACCAAAGACGAGCUGCCGCGCAUUUUGAAAAUCUGCGGUCUGCCCUUCUAUUGGCGCAUGCCGGUAAUGGUUUUCUGUCAGCAGGGCAAUUCUGGACUGGUGGAGCGACAAAGAUUCGUGGAAUUCUGGAAACAAAUGAAUGUUUACUGUCAUGAUGCCGCCUCACGUUUCGUUUACAUAUUAUCACGCGGUCAACGUUUUCGCCAAUACAUACUGCCAGAGGAUUUGGCGCCGCUCGUGCAAGACGUGGUCGAUACACAUCCUGGCUUGGCGUUCCUCAAAGAGGCCACCGAGUUUCAUUCCAGAUAUGUACACACAGUCAUUGCGCGAAUAUUCUACUCGGUGAAUAGAUGCUGGUCGGGCAGGAUCAACAUAUCGGAACUGAAGAAAUCCGAUCUCUUGGAGGUGCUUAAGUUACUGGAAGAGGAGGAUGAUAUCAAUCAAAUUAUGGCUUUCUUCAGCUAUGAACACUUCUAUGUCAUCUACUGUAAGUUCUGGGAAUUGGAUAAAGAUCACGAUCUGCUUAUCAAUCAGGACGAUCUGGCGCGGCAUAGUGAUCAUGCUUUGUCCACACGCAUUGUUGAGCGAAUAUUUUCGGGUUGCGUAACGCGUGGCGAUAACAAGAAGCAGCCAGAAGAUGAGCCGAAAAUGUCGUAUACCGAUUUUGUGUGGUUUCUGCUUUCCGAGGAGGAUAAGCGUACACCUACCGCAAUCGAGUAUUGGUUCCGUUGUAUGGACAUCGAUGGUGAUGGCGUUUUGUCCAUGUACGAAUUGGAGUACUUCUAUGAGGAACAACAACAGCGCAUGGAAUCGAUUGGCAUAGAGACGUUGCCAUUCGAGGAUUGUUUGUGUCAGAUGCUGGACAUGAUUAAGCCUGCACGUCGCGACUGCGUUACUUUGGGCGAUUUGAAGCGCUGCAAAAUGACACAUGUCUUCUUCGACACAUUCUUCAAUCUGGAGAAAUACUUGGAUCAUGAGCAACGUGAUCCAUUUGCCUCGCAAAGAGAUGAAUAUUCUUCGGAUUGGGAUCGCUUUGCGGCGCAGGAAUACGAACUGCUCAUCUCUGAGGAAAACGAAUGAACACAUAACAUGCAUACAAAUCGUACAAACUACAUACAUAUCUACAAGUUCUUUGUAUAAAGCAAAUAUGUGCAAAGCUAUUUUUAUACAAAAACAAAACCAAAAAACGAAAGAAAGUUUAUAAGGAGAGGGAGCAAAUUUUUCUAGUACACCUAACAAUAACCUAUUAAAUUAUAUUUAUUUUUUAUGAUCCUAGUUAUUUAUAAACAUACACACCCACAUUUCGCAUGAACCAAAGUAAAAUAUGCAUACACUAACAAAUACCAAAAGCGAGCGGUAUUUGGAGAAUAUUAGUGAAAAUCCACGAACCACUCGUACAGCCAUUACCUAACGUUGAAUGGCGGAAAAUCUAGUCACAAACACUCAUAAUUUGCAUAACGCUUGCAAUCAUAACAAUUGAUGAGCGAGAAAACAGCGCUGAGCCGGUAAAUGGAAACGGAAGCAACAUAAGCGAUGUGAACCAUUGGUGAAAGCAAUUAAGUGCAAUUAAAUAUUGACCACAAGCACGCUUUAAGAAUACAAAAAUAAUAAAAAAUUAUAUUAAUUAGUCUCAA